Stereum hirsutum FP-91666 SS1 is the source of this 2511-nucleotide messenger RNA. RefSeq lists its product as uncharacterized. NCBI's taxonomy places the organism in Eukaryota, Fungi, Basidiomycota, Agaricomycetes, Russulales, Stereaceae. The transcript is spliced from 12 exons. Bases 875 to 1627 code for a protein of 250 amino acids. The record is from RefSeq and is a predicted model, not a curated record.
AAGGUAUAAGCCGCUCAGAGGCAGAUCUAAAACAUUGCAGCAGCCACAGGGUCUCCCGACGUGUCUCGCACCAAUCUCGCGCGUCAGCAUUGAUUAGCGGGAGUUAGCAUUGGCGCACUGGACUUGGCCCUACUUGGCCAUCUUUCUGUGUCGCAACUUCGUCGCCUCUGGACUACCAGUAUCCUCCCUUACGCUCCGCUCGCCCAUCGUUUACCGGAGCCCUUGCCGGCCCCACUCCUAUUUCUUCGCAAUAAUCAUCUACGUGCACGCUUCUACUUGUAAUCUUAAAGUUAUCGUAGACUCGAAGAAAGAGGAGGACGCGGGGAAAAGGCAGGGAGGAUCGGUAUUCAGGUUUCUGCUUUGCCCCCGUACGUUUGUUUAAGAGGAUCGAGCCAUCUUUAACUAUCAACAAUCGCUCUCCUUCCGCGCGUUUGGAACCCGCGACAUAUUCCGACCUUUGCCCUGAUCCUUCAAGUUGAUUUGUAUAUGGUGCAUUUGGUGCUGCAUGCGCCGGCGAUCACACUGCAUAAUCCCCUGGACUUCACGGACCCUCAGUCGCUUUCGACGACGAGAUGCCUGACCGCGGCUCGCGCUAUCCUGACGCAGCAUUACACGCUCAUCGCCACCUCAUUCGAUAUCACACGGCUGCAUCCGUUCGCCACGUACCAUGCAUUGCAUCCCGGCGAAAUCAACUUCAUACCACAGUGUGUUGCUGACGUGAUUAGGUGUUUUAUUGUUUGCGUCGUUGGCGGUGUAGAUAUGCUGAUAUCUCGCCGCUGUGGUGCAGAUUCAACUGUGUAAGUAUUUCAUUGAGAUUGGGAACACGGAGAGGGAGUAUGGCGUUUGGGGAGAGAUCAACGUACUUCGAUUCGCCAUGACUGAACACGGCAAACGCUCGCCCAUCGGGACCCGCCGAGAAAAACUCCUUCAAGGACUGAUGGCCAAAAUAGAAUCCCGCUCUUUCUCGCACGCCGGCGUCUUCAAAAAAUCGGCCUCGGGGUCCGGAGGGGCGGGUGGACAUGGAGGGGUCGAUGCGUUUGACCCUCUGUUCAAUCCCGGACUACAGAAACUUGCGUCGGCAUUGUCCCGAUCCAAUCUACCUCCACCCAACCUCGACCUUAUGUUUCGCAGUCUUGAGGCCAUACCAAAAGCGAAUAGGUCUCUCCUCGCAAUCGACGAACUCGAGCCGCCCUACACAGCCUAUUGUGAACGCCUCUGCUCUGGCUUUGGUACCUGGGAUUCGGUCCCGCUCACCCUGCAGGACCAUGGACGGUCGAGAACAUUGCCCCCUCCGAUAGAGACAGAGGAUGAGGUCGUGAUUGGAGGCUCGUGUCGCGGGUCGCAUAAUGGACAUGGUGUCACACUACCACCUCCGCCGAGACCCGACCUUGCGCACGGAAGCGAUUCUAGCUCGGCUCGUGGUUCCAAUUCAUCAAUCCCGGUGAGGUCGUCUGCGGAUACGGGGAACACGUCUCUUCAUGCUCGAUCAGAACACGGCGUUCUUUCAAUACCCAUCUCUGAUCUCGAACGCCGUUUGAGCACCGACCGAUGCUUGGAUAUCUUCAUAAUGAAACCAAAGCAAGUGAAGCUUCAGAUCCGCCUUCGCUCUCUUGAAAGAGAGAAAUGAGGGUUUCAGCGGUGACCUAUAUUCGCUUCGUGCCGCGUUCGACAGGCAUAGAGGUUUCGCAUCCUUGCGGGCGCAUCUUCAUCUUGUCAGACUUGUUCCUCACAAGCGAGCUGACACCCAGUCACGAGAGAAAUCCAGACGCGGGUAUGUGGCUCUUGUAUCCUCCAUUAACGGAGAAACAUCUCAAGGUCGCGGCCGUUGACGGUCAACGUCGGUGGCUGUCUCUGCUUCCCCAAUCUCUAAAAGGCUGUUGCUCAAAAGAUUUUUCUUGAACAAAGGACAACGCUGUGCAGGUCACCAUCGUGCGCAAGGAGAAAUCGAUAUUCGAGUUUGAGUCUCAGCAAGUGAGAGAUAGAGUGAUGUCAGAGUUUUUAGAAUGUAUCGAGUUCGCCACUGCCAGUAUUGUUCCUUCGAGUAAACACCCCGUGUCAUCGCUUCCUAACCUUAACGACCUUCCAAAAUCUCCAUCCGCACCUCCGGGUCCACCUCGAGAACCGCCACCUUCUUCCAGUUCCACACCAGAUUUCCACUCUAGCAACAGCAUAGCCGAAGCCCGGCACCACAUCCAGACGGGGCCACCUCUCCGGUCACCAGUCUCCUCAUGAGCGCUUUUCAAAAUGCGAGGAUCGAGUUGAGUCGGGACUCUGAUCCAGUCCCACAUAGCGGCGAAGGGACACCAAUGUCUUCUCGUCCUGGUCGCGACUCAUCGAAGCUGUCGUCGAGGAAUAGGAAUAGGAGGUGGAGGAGGUGGAGGAGGUGGACCGGAAGUUAUGCAGCGGCAUCAUGGGCUCUCCUUCUUUUCCCUCGCCAAAAUCUGUCCAUGACACCUAGCGACUCUUGUGUCGGACGUUUGGGCUUGCAAAUGACAGAUGUGGUCUUGACGG